This is a messenger RNA of Postia placenta MAD-698-R-SB12, 972 nucleotides long. RefSeq lists its product as hypothetical. The transcript has 9 exons. Bases 1 to 972 code for a protein of 323 amino acids. The record is from RefSeq and is a predicted model, not a curated record. NCBI's taxonomy places the organism in Eukaryota, Fungi, Basidiomycota, Agaricomycetes, Polyporales, Adustoporiaceae.
AUGGACAUCGUAAUCGACGGGGAAGCGAAGGUGCAACAGGCUCGACUUUACCUCAAGGUCACGGAGGAGAAUCUGAAGUUACGGAAGGCUCUUGCCCAAAUACAAGAGGAGGCAAGUGUCUUGCCGAGUAUUUCCCUGAAAGAAUUCAGUGCAAAGUUGGAAUCAGAAUGUCAGGACAUCAAGAACUCUAUGUCAGAAAGCGCGACCGAGGCUGUGGCGCUGAUGCAAGCGGACGUUGUAGAGAAGUUACAAGUCAUGGAAUCGAGGAUUGACUUCUUGAACGGCCAAGUGAUAAGUGUCACCAGUCAGCUUUCAAGGAAGGAAUCAGAGAAACAAAUACUCAUGAGACAUCACGAGCGCCUCUUAGAGGACAACGCAAGACUGAAGAGAGAACUCGAGCACAUUUACACCGAGAGCACAAGCGAGACCAUUGCGCUUAUUGAAGAGGCUAACAGCCUACGUGAGACAAUCUCUGCCCAGUGCGACGAGGUUAACGAUCGGGCAAAGAUCAGAUCGCAUGAGAGCACGACGGAAUUGCAGCGUCAGGUUGAGAUAAAGAAUACAAUGCUGCAAGGUGUAGAGUCCAAUCUCGCGGCAUCGCAACUUCUUUGCAGCGAACUUCAGUCGAAACUGGACAGAAUAGCCUCAGAGCACAACGAAGCUCAGCAAGCAAAGGUUGUCCAACUGGAACAAGCGAGAGAUGCCCAAGAGUCAACUUUGCGCCAGCUGGACGAGGUCAGGACACAGUUCCUAGACACCUCUCGCGAGAACCAAGAGCUGCUCAGGAAGUUCACUGAGCAGGACAUAGAGGUACAGCGGUUCCGUCAAGCCGCAGAGCUAUUGCAAUGUUUUGUCAGCUCACCUAAGAAACCUCGGGAUGCAUCGAGUACUACACUGAGUACCAAGGCCGUAGAUGAGUUCGUCAGAGUCUGUAUCUCAAGCACAGAGAACACAGUCUGUCACAACAUCUAG